CCCAUCUUCAUUUUUUUUAUCGUUUAUUUAUUAAUUUAAUAAAGACUGAUAUAAUAUUCUCAGAAUCUUUGUGAUUUGGUUCAUUGGUUGGUUGGUUAGUUUUGCGCUCAGGAUCCGUUAAAUAGAGUGAGGAAGGAGGAGACCCAGGUUCAGAUAGCUCUGCUUCGACUAUUGAGUAUCUGAAACCCAACCCUUUUUAGAGGGAUUGCAAUGACAACUGCUGUAGCUGCAGGAAGCAGCAAACUGCAUUUCAGAGAGACAGUGUGCAGGGGACAAAGUUGUGGCCAGGCUUCUUGGGUUUCCAGUGUAACAUUCAAAGGAUGUCCACAGAAAGGGCUUUCAGGGUCUUCUUGGCUAUCCAAAGUCCUUCAGAUCCAGCGACGUAAUUUUCCCCAAUCUUCAAUUAAUGACAAUUGGAAACCCCUAAGAGCAGUCAGUGCAUCAUACUUGAACGAUGGCUCUGUAAAGUAUUUUGAUUUUGCUGUAAUUGGCAGUGGAGUUGCUGGUCUUCGCUAUGCUCUUGAAGUUGCAAAGCAUGGUUCUGUUGCAGUGAUAACUAAAGCAGAGCCUCAUGAAAGCAACACAAACUAUGCUCAAGGUGGUGUUAGUGCUGUAUUAUGCCCUUUGGAUUCUGUGGAGAGUCAUAUGCGAGACACUAUCAUAGCAGGAGCUUAUCUAUGUGAUGAGGAGACUGUUAGAGUGGUUUGUACAGAAGGACCUGACCGAAUUAGAGAAUUGAUUGCCAUGGGUGCAUCAUUUGAUCAUGGGGAAGAUGGAAAUUUGCAUCUAGCGAGGGAGGGAGGGCAUUCUCAUCACCGAAUUGUUCAUGCCGCUGAUAUGACUGGAAGGGAGAUUGAACGGGCUCUGUUGGAGGCAGUUGUCAAUGAUCCUAACAUCUUCAUGUUUGAACAUCAUUUUGCAAUAGAUUUGCUGACUUCUCAGGAUGGUUCUGACACAGUUUGUCAUGGUGUUGACACUUUGAAUACUGAAACACAAGAGGUGGUACGAUUUAUUGCAAAAGUGAUUUUACUUGCUUCAGGUGGAGCUGGACACAUCUAUCCAACAACCACGAAUCCUCUGGUAGCCACUGGAGAUGGAAUAGCUAUGGCACAUCGUGCCCAGGCUGUAAUUUCCAACAUGGAGUUCGUGCAAUUCCAUCCAACUGCAUUAGCUGAUGAAGGUCUUCCCAUAACACCAGCCAAAACACGAGAAAAUGCAUUUCUCAUCACUGAAGCUGUCAGGGGUGAUGGAGGCAUCCUCUAUAAUUUAAGCAUGGAAAGGUUCAUGCCCUUGUAUGAUGAGAGAGCAGAGCUUGCUCCCAGGGAUGUGGUAGCAAGAAGUAUAGAUGACCAGCUCAAAAAGCGUAAUGAGAAGUAUGUGCUACUUGAUAUAAGCCACAAGUCCAAAGAGAAGAUUCUCUCCCACUUCCCUAACAUUGCUGCUGAGUGCCUCAAGUAUGGUUUAGACAUUACCCGCCAACCAAUACCAGUGGUUCCAGCUGCUCAUUACAUGUGUGGGGGGGUUCGUGCUGGACUCCAAGGGGAGACAAAUGUGAGAGGCCUGUAUGUGGCAGGUGAAGUUGCAUGCACGGGUUUGCAUGGAGCAAAUCGACUUGCAAGCAACUCACUGCUUGAGGCACUUGUUUUUGCACGAAGAGCUGUGCAGCCCUCAAUUGAUCACAUGAGUAAUUCCACUCUGGAUCUCAGUGCUUCAAAUUGGUGGGCAGAACCUGUUGUGCCAACUUCACUUGGGAGCAAUAUAAUGAACGAUGUUUUAAGUGGGACAAGAAAAGUGAGGAAAGAACUGCAAUCAAUCAUGUGGAAGUAUGUAGGAAUUGUUCGUUCAACAAGAAGGCUGAAAACUGCUGAGCAGAGGAUUGCUGAGUUGGAGGCUAAGUGGGAGCAGUACUUAUUCCAGCAGGGAUGGGAGCCAACAAUGGUGGGACUUGAAGCUUGUGAAAUGAGGAACCUCUUCUGUUGUGCAAAGCUGGUAGUAAGCAGUGCCCUUGCUAGGCACGAGAGUCGGGGACUUCACUACACCAUUGAUUUUCCUCACUUGGUGGAAAGCAAGAGGCUGCCAACAGUUAUUUUCCCAUGUUCCCCUAUGAAUGGUACUUGGAGUUCACGACAAUUGCAUAAUCAGCAUAUCCAUUAGAUGCACAGGGUCUGUAUCCACUCUUCCUGCCAAAACUUGUAUUUAUAGGAUACCAUUUACCUUUUUAUGUCUGGAAAUUCACCUUCAGCAAGAACUGAAGUGUGACUAACUGCAGUUUGGCAGCAUUUCGAGAACCUCCAUCAGAUUACUUUCUUAGUUUUU
Vitis riparia (riverbank grape) is the source of this 2316-nucleotide messenger RNA. RefSeq names its product L-aspartate oxidase, chloroplastic. Bases 211 to 2154 code for a protein of 647 amino acids. The transcript has 8 exons. Gene Ontology annotation, biological process: NAD+ biosynthetic process. Gene Ontology annotation, molecular function: L-aspartate oxidase activity. NCBI's taxonomy places the organism in Eukaryota, Viridiplantae, Streptophyta, Magnoliopsida, Vitales, Vitaceae. The record is from RefSeq and is a predicted model, not a curated record.